Vitis vinifera (wine grape) is the source of this 711-nucleotide messenger RNA. RefSeq names its product protein disulfide-isomerase-like. Gene Ontology annotation, biological process: protein folding; response to endoplasmic reticulum stress. Gene Ontology annotation, molecular function: protein disulfide isomerase activity. The transcript has 3 exons. The coding region runs from base 1 to 711 and encodes 236 amino acids. NCBI's taxonomy places the organism in Eukaryota, Viridiplantae, Streptophyta, Magnoliopsida, Vitales, Vitaceae. The record is from RefSeq and is a predicted model, not a curated record. Gene Ontology annotation, cellular component: endoplasmic reticulum.
AUGGCGACUAAGGCUUCGAUCUGCUUGUUUGUAUUGGCUUUUGCCUUCUCAAUCUUAGCUUCGUCUCCUGUGAAGAUCUCGGCUGUGAAGGAUGAAGCUAGAGAGUUCGUCCUCACUUUGGCGCACUCUAACUUCUCUGACAUUGUCAGUAAGCACGACUUCAUCGUCCUUGAGUUCUACGCUCCAUGUCAUGACCCUCCAGUUAUUCUUGCCAAAGUUGAUGCCAAUGAUGAAGCAAACAAAGAGCUUGCAUCAGCAUUUGAGAUUAGGGGCUUCCCAACUCUUAAGAUUUUGAGAAAUGGAGGGAAAUCUAUUGAAGAGUACAAAGGUCCUCGUGAGGCUGAUGGUAUUGUUAAGUAUCUGAAGAAACAAAGUGGUUCGGUUUCUGCUGAGAUAAAAUCUGUUGAAGAUGCUAGUAGUCUUAUCGGAUUUGAGAACUUCACGGCUGUAGCUGAGAAAUUUCGCUCUGACUAUGAUUUUGUUCAUACUUCGGAUGCGAAAUUCCUUCCUCGUGGGGAAUCAUCAGUGACUGGCCCCUUGAUCACGGAUGGAGGGGGGCAGCUUGCAAGGUGGGAGGACCCAUAUUCAACACGCAUAAUUAAAAAGGAGGCUGCCACUUCGUCUUUAAAAGAGGAGGAUACCCAGCCCACUUGGAGAGAAACAGAAAUCUACACGUACCACGGGAGUUUCUCUAACAUGCACAGUCCAUAA